AUGGAGAAAAUAAUCAAGCGAGAGCUGAUGCGCUUCCUAGAGCAGCAUAAUUUAUUAUCUGAUGCGCAGCAUGGGUUUCGUAGUGGCAGGUCUUGCGUGAAUAACCUGCUCAACUGUUUAGAACGUUGGACUCGGUCAGUUGAUGAAGGCAAUGCGCUGCAUGUAGUCUAUAUCGACUUCAAAAAGGCAUUUGAUUGUGUCCCACAUCAGCGACUCCUGCACAAACUGAGCCGAACAGGCGUUAGGGGUAACCUCUUAAAAUGGAUUCAAAGCUUCCUGUUAGACCGUUGUCAAACUGUCCAUGUCGGUGGCCAGAAGUCGACGGAGGUUGCCGUUGAAAGCGGUGUUCCCCAAGGCUCAGUUCUUGGCCCUACUUUGUUCAUCAUUUACGUCAACGAUUGCGUGCGUGAACUGGAUUGUGGUGUCGCCAUUUUUGCGGAUGACAUUAAGCUCUGGAGCGUCAUUCGAACUGCAGAUGACGAAGAGCAUCUGCAGGCGAACCUAAAUCGACUCCAACAGUGGUCAAAGGCCUGGCUUCUGCCGUUCAACGAGAAAAAGUGUGAUAUUCUACGAGUCGGCAGAGCUCGCUCUCCGAACCAUAUGGCCUACUGUCUAAAUGGUAUACCACUGCAAGAAGUGGACUCGCAGAAGGACUUGGGAGUAUGGAUAACGACCUCGCUCAAACCCUCGCUGCACUGCACGAAGAUAGCCAAGUCUGCAAUGUCAGUCCUCUACCUUGUCAAGCGGGCUUCCUCUGCCUUUGACGAAGACUGCUUCGCCAAAGUCUUUCGAACUUUUGUGCGUCCGCAACUAGAAUUUGCUAUCCAAGCUUGGAGACCCUGGACCGCGAAGGACCUCAGCAUCCUUGAAAGGGUUCAAAGGCGUGCAACGAAAAUUGUGGCAGGACAGGGUUCACUACCAUAUGGAACGCGGUUAGCUAACCUUGAUCUCUUUCCCUUGAGUUACAGGCAGUUAUGGGGUGACCUGAUACAAGCCUUCCGUAUCAUACGCGGUCAGGACUGCAGCCUCGUACCGGGUGACUUCUUCGAGUUAGCAACCACCACAAAUCUACGAGGCCAUCCAUUCAAACUACGUGUGACAGGGGCCAGACUGGACACACGAAAGUUCUUCUUCUCCAACAGAGAGCUAGAAGCCUGGAAUGCCCUGCCUGUGGAUGUCGUUAUGUCUGCUUCCGUCGAGGUUUUUAAGAGGCAGCUGGAUUUGUGUAGCAGUGUACACUAAAUUACCACCCCGAUCUCUGUAACCUCGACAAAUUCCAUUAUUAUAAUACUACUUGCUAUAUUUCAGUAACAUUUUAAAUUGAACUUAUUAUUGUACCAACCCAUCGCCUACGCUUACUGACAUGCACAUAUGCAAAUUUUGUCCCCGGACAUAUUAUUUAUUUCGCUGCACUCGAAACGACAGCUCUACAACUGCUCGUACCACUGAAAUCCGAGACAGUUUGUUUGUCUGUACAGACCUGACGCUUUUCCGAUUAUUUGUUACUUUAUAAUACCGUUUCGAGUUUUUGAGAUUUUGCAGUUGCUUGUAAACAAAUAGGGAGUUCAAAGGUGAAGACCUACAUUUCCCUCAACAAACUGAACUGAACUGAAUCAGACGCUCUAUAAUCCCGCGAAAGUACUGCCAGAAUUCGUCUGAAUCUUCUGUGUUGACCAACCAGGUUUCUUCCAAAAGAGUGCGUCGCAUUGCGUUAAAGUCACGCUUCCAAAUAUUUAUGCGCGUCUUGAUUUUUGGUUGUUGGUUGGAUAGGAGAGCGCACACGCAGGCAGAAGCAAUAUGAUCGCUUAAGCCGAGUGGAGGUCGUGGAUUCACUUCCUUUAUGAGUCCUUCUUCUUUACUGAAAACGAGAUCUAAACAAUUCGAUCGUUGUCCUUCUCUCAUUCUUGUUCCGAAUUUUAUGUGCUGAAUGAGGUAUUCAUUCCUGUCCCCCAAACGAAGCCCUCAGAGGUAUAGUGGGGCCACGUUUAAAUGCACGCUUUAAGCCGCCGCCGCUUCGCCUAUCGUCAGAUCUCAUCAGGAUGCCGUUCUGGCCUCUGAGAUUUCGAGAUUUCCUCACCAUUUUCGGCCCCACCCUCGGUCUGUCACCAUCUAAUCACUCCAUGCUCCCGACCUACCCUCAUUAAGAAUUUACACUACUCUUCAGUAAUCUUUUGUGAACAAUGGUUUUCGCGGAUAUUAACGUCAUCUCCCUGUCGCGACCCCCAGCGAUAUGUCGAUGAUCACGGCGGAUUCAUGCGGUUCGCCCAGUUGCCAGAAUUUUAGUCAGCCAGUAACAUUGAUCGAGGAUAAGAUGAUGUGUCACUUAACAGCGAAUUACUUACUGAGUGCUGCUCAGCAUGGAUUCCUCAAAGCUCGAUCUUGUGACACCUGUCAACUCUCUUUCUUUGACUAUGUUCUCCAAUCUAGGGACCAUGGUUUUGCUCUUUACACAGUAUAUUUCGAUUUCACUAAGGCUUUUGACCGUGUUGACCAUGCCCUUCUCCUCUUGAAAUUGUCCUCCUUCGGAAUAGGUGACAAACUUUUGAAUUUUAUAUACUCUUAUUUGGGCACUCGCACACAACGAGCUAAGAUUUCCAAUACCAUCUCCAAGCCCACACGUGUGAGGAGUGGAGUCAUUCAGGGUAGUGUACUCGGCCCGCUUUUAUUUUGCCUUUUCGUUAAUGAUGUACCCGAUUUAUUUCAGAAUGGUAGGCCUUUCAUGUAUUCCGAUGAUCUUAAAGUUGCAUAUCGAUAUGUGCCGGCAGAUCAUGACAUCGUGCUUGAGCUCCUAAAGAGCGAUCUACAGGCUUUCGCCCAGUGGUGCCGCACAUGGCGCCUUUCUCUUUCUCGGCACAAGUGCUCAGUCCUGGUGGUUGGCGACGACCGCCAACCUCAACUAAGUAUUGAAGGUCACGCAAUAAAUGUGCCAGGGGUUAAAAAGGAUUUGGGCGUUUCAUACUCCAAGAGUCUCAAUCUCUCGGAGCACUGUGCUUUGAUAGUCUCCAAAGCACGUAGAACGACCGGGUUUAUCCUCCGAAAUUUUAAAACUAGGGACAUUAGAAUGCGCCUUUUCAACAUGUACGUUAGACCUGGUCUGGAAUACUGUUCGUUUUUAUUUAGCCUCAUGCGUGCUACUGAACGGAAGAAAAUAGAAUCCGUUCAACACUUUUUUACCAAGAGAAUUUUAGCCACGGAACACCGACAUUUGUCUUACCAAGAACGUUGCCGGCUUACAGGCCUCGAUCCUUUAUGGUUCCGUUGAUUACAAAAAGGACUAUUUUUGCUAUUUAAACUCUUAAAUAAUCACACAUUUAACCCACUCACCUCUUUAAGACAUCAUAUCCACCCACGACGUAACAGUCACCGUGAGGUCUUCUUAUUUCUGCCUCUGGCACGUACUGUUAAAUAUCGUCGGUUCUUUUCUGUAAAUGCAAUUGCUAUUUGGAAUAAACUAUCCAUGAGUGUGAAAACUCCGCAAAAUUAUCCUUUAUUUAAGAGAACUAUUACUCGAUUUUUGCAUUCAGAAAAGCUCCCACAAAUUUUGGAUGCUGAAAAUUCUGAUCGACUGUACCGUAGCGAUAGCGUUUGAGGUUUCUGAACACUAUGGCCGGUCUCACCAGCUGUUCCUCAACGCCUCUACUUUGACUAUCCCCAACUUCAUGAAAGGAAUUAGACGUCCGAUGAUAUCCGAUACCGUGCAACCUCCCCCCUUCUUGACGGUCGAUAUUCUCCCACCACCGGCAGUUUUUUUCUCCUCAGCCCUCCAAACCACAAAAACCACCAUCAACUAUAUUUUUAUCCCUUAAGCUCUGGAGUUUUUUUUUCACUGCCGGUCGGAUUUAUGUUUAAUCGCUUCCCUUGACAAUGCCUGUGAACUGGCAUUAAAUAAAAAAAUUUAUUUAUUUAUUUUAUUAAAGGAGUAUCACGACCACGUUUCCCCGCCGUUUGACGGACCUUGCAGCGUUUAACGACUGCUCCUUGCCUGGAAUUCAAAUGGACUCUGAUCGACCACGUUAAUUCCCUCCUCUUUUGCCACUCUUAUGGUUGUGUCUGCUGUUGGCGCAAAAAUAUUAGGGUAGCAUCUGCAGCGAAGAGACUCAUCCUGUCUGGGAAAUUAAGCUUGACGAGGACCGUUUUGAACUCUUGUAUACGCUCAUCUGCGGGUCGAUCCUGUCCGACUCUCAUAUUUACGUUCCCGUGAGCGAUGGUUUUCUCACGCAAAUUAACAACCUAAACAACGUUCGUCUUACGCUUUAUUAAGAACUGAAGGAGUUUUUUUACUGUUCACUAACCGUCCUGCUUAGCAGACUGUUUUUUUUCAUAAGCAAGAACUAAACCCUGUACAGUAUCUGUCCACUCGUUCUGAAAUUCGUUUGAAAAUUUAAGUUAACUUAUUAUUACAUUACCCCCAGGAGCACCAAACAAGACAGUUCGUCUAUUUGUCAAAUACUUUGUCUUUUCUGAACCCUGUCCCUACCUCCUCUAUGACUGGCACUUUUGAGGGAGAGAAAAUAUGCACACCAGUCACGGCAUAGCUUACAUAACGUUUAUUCGAACUCAAACUUACGAGUAAAAUUCCAAACUAUCAGAGAAGAUAAAUCUAAGAACACGCUAGAAGCUAGCCAAGCCUACCCACAAGACAACACAAAAGGCAGCAAUUAUCUACUGAAGAAAACGAAGGUCGAUAAGGAUUAACACUUCUCUGUUAUCACGCACAACAUCAAUCUUUCCUCAACAUAUGUGAAAUUUUAUGCAAAAAUAAGACUCCGUUCCUACAAAAGCAGCAAGAUUUUCUCAUCAUCUCUCGCACACCAAUUUAGUCCGAAGAUUUGGGGAAAUUGUAAAACAUUUGUAAAAUUAAUCAAAGAAACAUGUCCGUUAAUACCCAUUCCGAACCUAAGAAAGGUUUGCGCCCUUUGGAAGGUUCGAACACUUAAGUCAGAUGAAGGCGACUAUCAGCUGGUUUUACUAGACUGAAGGUUGGGUGCGAAAGGCAAAUAUUGACUGUGAACUUUCAGGAUGCAGUCGUUUCUCAGCGUUUCGAGGGUUGUAACUAUGCAGAUUAUGAGGAAACCCGCUAAGGUCUUUCCCAACAAGUUGUUUUACUCUACCUGCGAUCAAAAAGGAAGCGGGAUUAACAGAGAACUGAGAAUCCACCCUGAUGCUGAAAAAGAACCUCUGGAGCGCUUUCCGAACGAUAUCAACCCACUAACGGGCGAAAGGGAUGGACCACGUGGCCCUGAACCGACAAGAUACGGAGACUGGGAGCGCAAAGGAAGAUGCAUUGACUUUUAGUGGAUGACUAGCUUCUGAGUCAUUAGAUUCAACACUAGUUUUUGGCAAUAAAAUCCUUUUUUCCGAUAUUUCUUGUCUCUACAGCGGUGGCUGUUCCAGUGAGUAUCUGGGUCUGACGGUUUCUUUUAAGUUUACCGCAUUUAUCGCUACUUGUGUUGCUGUUAUGGUGACUCGGGCAGCUCUCUAAGCGCACACACGCGCACACGGAAAUGUCGUUUUCUUAUUGUGGGUCGCCAAGUGUUUCAGGGUUUUAUUCCCUCGGGUUAUCUACAUUGUUUAUCAACUCGAUUGCGCGUAAUGCUCCAUGCCAUCCAUCCGCUAGAGGCUAAGCCGUUCUUAACAACAUGUUGACAGCCGGUUCGUAGUGCGGUUUUUAUUUUACCCGCAUUCACUCCAACAGUAGGCCGACAUUUCCCCAUUUCUUAAGCUUAUUUCAGUCCAGUUUUAUUAAGGCAAAGACAGUCGAACGCCUUUAAAUUACCUAUUGCAGAAAUGUCGAAGAAGAAGGCACCGUGCGGGCCAUCUGGGCAAUGCCGCCAAAUCUAGUAUGCGGUCUAUGUUGCCUCUUUGACAAUCUUUCGGUCGUGGUUACUAACUUUCCUUUCAUCUGGGCUUGUCAGCUGCUUACUUUUGCUUUGUGAACUUCUUUUCCGGAUCCGCUGCACUUUUAGUGUCCCCUUUACAUAUAACUGCUGCGUUUUUAAAUACAUGCAUCAGAUUUCCUUGUCUUAUACGUGGAUACUAUAAACUUGCAAAUAUGUCCACUCAUGUGUGAACUGUAGUAUCACUAGGUGGGCAUUGUUUUUCGCGAUAAAUGAACGUUUUCUGUCACAAUGGACUGCGAAUUGUCCUCCAAUCAUCGGUAACAUGCGUCAUCGUCUUGUAUGACAGUUUCCAGGGCUUUUCACUCCGUUAUCUUUCGUCUGUUUAUUCUUCAGCCUAGUGGUAUCUGGAGAACUCAACUGGGCCUAUUUUCUGCUCGCUUUACUGUGUUCGUAAUUUUGGUGGCAAAAUCUCACCUGCCAUCACUAAGAAGUUGGGAAGUUGCUUAUUUCUGAUUCCAUUCUAACGCGUGGCACUUCUCGUUACCGAGGCGAAUUCGACGCUUCGAUCACGUCUGUGCCAGACGACGCGGCCUUCAAAACGAGGAGAUAAAUAUAUCCUGAUGUUCUGCGUUUCAUCUUUGCGAUGCGCAAUAUUUUUGGGAAACUUUUGGACGUUCCUAUUAGUCGUCUACAAUUAUGUCGUCUUAGUAUUCUUUUCUCAUGCUGUCAGCCAAUCCCGACCUCCCAUCUAAUCCUUUUUUCCUUAUUUGUUAUUCCGAUCUUGAAUAGAUGAGCCUGAUAAGUUUCCUAUCCCGAAGGGAAAUUCUGGGACCUUUUUCUAUCGGCCAGGCAGCAGUCCCCUCAAUGGGCCUCCGUCGGUAUUGUCUAAAAGACCUCCUCCCUGCCAAUCUUUUGGGCGAAACAUUUCUGGGCUUCACUGCAAAUGGGCGUUUUUUAGUCUCCUAUUCAAUCCAGGGUGGCCAGUUCUUCGUACGUUUCUGGGCCUUUCCUUCGCACCCAAGUGCCAUACGUUUACAGCAUCCCUUUGCCCAAUUCUCGUUUAAGACUUACACUGACUGCCCUUUCCAGUCAGAUUUGCCCGCUGUCCGCUUCUUGCAGUCGCUCAAUGAUCCGGAUAAUUUCAUUUUUCUGGUCGCAUCGGUAAGUCAAAACCUCCUUUAUGUCUCCCCCUCAUGUCCGGUGAUCAAAUUCUUUCUGCUUGGACGCAACAAUUUUGCGCUUUCUAGGCUCUUGAUGGUGAUGUCUUGGUAAUUUGGGGAUCACUGCCUCAGUUCGAAUGUGCCAGCUGCUGUGAAGUUGCAAUGUCUCUGGGAUUUUCCCAAAACUGGUCUUCUGUAGUAGAUUCUCCUACCUUCAGUUGUCCGCAGCAUAUGCGCCUGCUACGUCUCUACCCGGAUCAUCAGUCAUUUUCAUUUUCAAGCCUGUCAAAAUACUGGAACAAUUUUUCGGAAGAUGCAUUUGAAUCGGCUGACCUGCCUGUUGUAUAUGGCGAGAAUUUGCCCUUCCCUCCUUGCUUGACGCCAUCCGCUUCGACGACAAUCUGCAAAUGCUUUCGACUUUCAACCGUCGUUCUCAUUCACCCCUCCGUAUGUCCUAAAACUGGACGCCUCCGGCUUGCUUGGAUCAGCCAGGGUCGACAAGUGCGCGUCCUUAGUUGCUCCUUUUUUGCAUUCAACGAGAUGACCCUAAGUUGUCAGUUGCCGGCGUGUUCCUUCCCGCUUGUAAGUGCGCAUACUUUUUCAGGCAGAUAUUCGUUUCCUUUCUUUUAAGCGUUUCGAUUAUGUAAUGAGUCAUUCACACUGUAAGUUUCUGGCUCAACUUUUGUUUUCGGGGACAUUCCUUCUGUUGUCCUCUGUCCAUCGCUUUUGGGGAAACAAUUAAAAUUUUGAUUUAGUCCGAACGCAUAUAGCUUCAUUGUCGGGUGGUGUAUGGCGACCUGUUUGAAGUGGCCUGUGUUGUUUAUUUAUGCUGUAUAUUAUAUUACUAUCCCUCACGUUAUAAAACAAAACGAGCACUACCAGAGUAGUCGAGCUAGACCUUCUGCCUGUUGCACGGUCCAUUUCGUCGUGAAAGACAGAGUUUACAUGUACUUCCGAUGUGUUCAAUGACCUGAGUUUGGCCUAUCGCAUAUUCGCCAUAACUACGUUGUUUGGUCUAAGAGAAACUCCCAACAUAUACAUUAGAAAUGAAGCACUUCGUCAACGGCCGGAUAUCUGUCCUGAUGACCGAAACAUGUAUUGCGCAUGUCCGGUAUGCUACUUCUAACUCACAGCAUUACUGAUCGGAGGAGAGGGUAGUGUCCUAGUUCGGUCUUAUGGAAAGUCUUCCACUGCUGGGUAGCUUUACCGAAUUUAAUUGUGAACUUGAGAGAUGAGGCCCCUUUCUAAACUUCUGACGAACCCUGUCAAGUAUAACUUUUGGCCUUUUCCUUGGGAUGGAAUUUUUGCUGAUUUUUCCAUGUCUCCUGUCCUCAUGAUGAGCAUUAAUGGAGCCAGACACUGUAUACUUAACGGUAGAACGACUCAAUGAGGAUGAACCGCUCGACUCCCUAAGGAACUGGGGAACUGUCCGUCAUGACCGCUGGGUUGUCCUCUUCUGAACAAGGGAACAAUCGAACUGCAGACUUUCAUUUCCGACCAAGAAAAAGAAAUACCCCUAAUUUCUAUCGUGUCCAUUUAGUGAGGCUGGGCACCACGGCUUCAAUUUUUGGGAUGACUGGAGGCCCCGAAUUUCCGAAUUAGUGAAGAAAUAGUCGCUUGUCUCCCCAUCUUUCAAACUCCACCCUUCUCUGGUUUUCAGAGACCGCAUGGUUGAUAGAGACGACAAUGUAUGCUUUAAAGGGACUUAAUCUGUCACAUGAGUUAACCAAGCUCUGUAAAUGGCCCUUUUCUUCCUUUUUAGGGAUCCUGCAUCUCAAGCAUUGCGUCUUCCCAUUGUCUGUCUUACGCUCCUUUAGCAUUUCGUGCUCCUCUGCUGACCAGCAACUACUGCUCUGCUUGCUACUCCUGGCCGUCAGAACCGACGUGCUCCCGACAUGUGCAGACUUCGCCCUAUCGCUUCUCAAAAGUGUUCUCCCACACGAGAACCGUAUCUACUGAGGGGUGUGCUUUCCGCGAGGCCGUGCGACGCGUAUCGUCGGAUGAACCCUGGCCUGACGGUCAUCGGCCAGCAAUUGUAAGUUAGCAUUUCAGGCCGUUAACUGUUAUGUUUUACCUAACUUCGAGACAUCUAAUCUGACAAACUGAGCGUUCUGCUAUGGAAUUCCCGCAUGAAUUAUUUGCCGUGACGUUUGCUUCCAUCACGUCUACUAUACGGUUGUCCCGAUGACUCCCAUUUUGUUGCCGCCUUCCGUAUUUACAUCACUGCAUUACAACGCUUUGCCAAAGCUAUGCCCUCGAAAAAUUAAUGACCUGUCUGACCAGGCGAUUGAAGUCAAUUUUAGCAAGUCGAGGUAGGAGUAUGGACAAAAAGUUACAAAUUAAAUAGGAAGUUUUACUUUGCUCGAAGUUUCCAUAUUUAGUGCGACGAUGAAGACCUUGAAAAUUUACUGAGAAUAAGUAUUGAUAUUUUCUGAGCCUAAGACCCGCAUCUCCGUUUAAAAGCGUUGAAUUACUGCCAGGCGCGUGGGGACGAUGUUCUUCUAUCCACAUCCUUCGAGUGGUUCCGAUUUAUUCACCCAGUGAUCUUAUUGACGUGCUGCGUGAGGAAAUUAUAAAAAAGAGGCUAUAUAAUAUAACUACUCCACUGUGAGGUCCGACGAACCAAAAAAACUGACAGUUUUCUUUUUUCAAACAUUUGGGUUUUUUCUCUCAGUGGACCACCAGAGAUAUGUUGAAGAAAUUAUUUGGCGUCUCUUAAGAAACAAACUGUCACAAAGGAGUCAAUUUAGAGCAAUAACAAGGAAACACUGCCUUUUUCAGAGUAUGCAUAAAUCCCUUGGCUUUGAAUGCAGUAUUUACAUUUGUCAUACUUCCGAUACAACAGGCUUGACAAUGCCUAAAUUUAUAACUUCUGCCGAUCGCUUUCAAAGCUACGUUGCAGCCGCGAACCGCGACUGUUAACUUUUACUCGGUACAAAUGUCCCCGCGCUUAAUCCAACCGACCGUAUUGAUGCUGUGAGUUCCACCUCCAGUCGUGGCGAUUUGCGGUAGUGGGUCUGAGAAGUUCUUUUCGUUAACGUUGGGGACCGAAUACUAAUAGUCAGUGGACCACUGUCAUAUCCUGACGAGCUGUGUUCGGCCGGAUUUCGAACCAUCAAAUCCGUUGGUCCUCUCAGGUGGUCAACAACUCGGGAUCAAGGAUAAUAAUAAUGAACUCAUGGGGCAGGUGACUGUCUCAUUCGAGAGGAAGUCUGUGUACUUGACCAAUGAAUGGUUCUCAGGCAACAUUGGUCAAACGCCGCCAGUUUUCGCUCAUCUACUAUCCACACAGGCAAUUAUUCACAGUCGUAUAGACGAAUUGGCCGGUCGGAUGAAGGAUGUGCGAAGCUUUUUUAAUGGCAUUGAUAUUGCAACGGGUCCACAUACACCUCUUAAAGCCUUCAAAAAAUGAAAGCAGCGUCAAUUUGGGCAUUAAUACCAUGCGUACUCUGUCCAUUUGUCAGAAACUUCUGCUGGUAGUCAUGACAGAGUUCAAAAAUGUGUUUUUGUGUGCAUAUCUGAUAAACGCGUUCACUCUCCGCACGAAAACCAUCCAGGUUGGGUCUCGUUCUCGGAUCACACACCCCUAAAACCGCCUAUUCAAUCACCUUAUGGAGCCAUGCUGCCAAUAGGUACACGGGCUUGUAAACCGCAGCAAGGAUCCUGGUCUCUCCAAGGAUCUUCUUGCUGCGCGACUUCAUUAUUAUAUCAGUGCUUUAUUCCUGUGCGGAAGGGUCAUCUGGGACCGUAUAGGCUGGAGAAGGAUAAAACUCCACUCUGGAUGAAAGAAUUAUGCUCGCUCACUCAAGUUGGACAGGCGUUCAAAGUGUUCACGCGAUACUCAAACGUGACUGAGUUGUCAGCAAACACCCACCAUUCGCAUCGCGAACAGUACUAGCAGAAUAACUUAGUAGAGUUCUCGGAUGUCGGUGAUGUUUGAGGCCCACUUCGUGGGGGUUGCCACUUCAGGUCAAUAGCCUUUACGGUCAUCCCAUGCCGACAUUCCCCUUCACUUUCUGGAGUUGGUGGGAUGAAUUUUCGCUGUAGGGCCCAACUCGAGCUGUCUGAACAAACACCUGUAGGGUUCUUGUGCUGAUCAUGAAGGCUGAGGACUUCAAUGGUGACCAUUAGCUGCUGCCCUCUUCAACUCGGACUGCAGGAUAAGAUAGAAUUCCUACGUUUUAAGUCUCGAUUACGUUAUGUUGUCGUAAUUUUUCGUCGGUAUGUUCUGCACGAGACGGGAAGUAGACUUUUAGGCGCGUGCGACUGAUGACGCGCACUGAUCAUAAGAUGUUGCCAUUUUAACACCAGUCAGUGAUUUUCUAUCAUGAAUCCGAUUAAUAAACCUUAAACUGACUAAAAUAUAGCCAGGCUGAGUGUCCAUACGACCAUCGCGUGAAUAUCUGGUUGGCAGAUGUUUUCAGCGAUGAUGAAAGCAAUUUCUGAUGACUAAUAACUGGUUGCGGUCAGCUAAACUCAACACUACUUCAUCAUUGUUGUGUCGAGAACCCGCCCUAAAUCGGCCACUAACGUGGCUGAUGCAAUGGUCGCCUUCCCAACUCGACAAUUCUGAAUGUUUGCAAAAAUCGGUCGACCACGACGGGGAAGGCUUUCAAGCGGUCGGCAGUUAGUGCUAGCUCUUAUACGGAAACGAUAAUGGUGUUAGUACAGUGUCUCAUCCAGUGGUUCGUAAGCUACCUGGUCAUUUAAUGUCUCCACGCAUGAAUUACAUGCUAUGUCUGUUACAAUAGGGCGAUAACCACGCCGUGUCCAUCGCAGGAGUCACAUGGGCUCCCUGCGUUAUAGGAUGAAGUGGGAGCUGAUUUACAGGGUCCUGAUCUCCUCGACACGUUAGCACUGUAUUGAUGAAAACUGCGAACCGUCGAACUUCGAGCACAAAGGUGGGAAACAUUUACAUAUUUCAACAUCCUACACCAAGAGUCCGUUCUCAGUUGAAUAGUUCAGCUCUCAUAAAAUUUUCUCGCACCAAUGGACCAGGCAAACGACACGCGUCGGUUUCCGCGGGCUCCGCGGCAUGCAUUACGGUGCUAUAUUCGUACAUUUUCGUGGAUUUUGGGAAAUUCGACUGUAGACGCAUGCUUAGCAGUCGCCGGGAUCGCUCACGAGAAGUUUUCUUUAUCACAGCUUUGGUUUAAGAACGUACCCAUAAUACAGUGGUGACGGGCAAACUUGUUUAGUAGAGGUUAACGGUCCCCCAUGUCACAGUCGUACAAUCAGGUUAUAUGCUACCUCUUGCGUGCCAAGCCUCGGCCUUCACGUCCUGAAGCGUUGCUGCUGCUGAUCUGCGGCCGCUUUUUGGUCGGACUUGGAAGCCUGCUUAUUGCUCACCUAGCCUUCGCUGAAGACAAUGCCAUUCCCCACCACCCCUGGGGCUCUCGGUUCGUUCGUUGCUUCUGACGAUGUCCACCGUGUGUGCCUCGCAGCAGGGUUGGCGAAGGGACGGUGACCUGCGCUGGAGUUAGUUUAUAGUGACAGUAGACUUGCGCUGCAUUCACCGCGCUCUCUCCUUUCCUACAUGGAACUGGUAUCAUGACAGAGUCAAGAAGAUCGGAGGCGGAAUCGGGCGCAGACGGCUGGCAUGGCGUGAACCCGCGUCUAGACGUGCCACCACACCCCUGGUCACACACUAAGGGCCAGAAUUUCACACAAGGGGGGUGGCUGGAAUUCCAACUGAGCGAGAGUUGUUGCACUGAGUCCGGAGAUGUCAGACGAAACCGAUCUGUGCGCGGAAUGUUCGCUGACAACGUGGACAUGUUGGAAUCGACGGGGCGGUGGGGUUAAGUGUCCGUGGCGCUUGCGAACCGGCCUUCGGGCUUUGGCAGCGACCAUCCAGUUGGCUUAGUAGGUGGCUGGUCCAGUCGUCACUGCCCCUUUUUCUAGACUCGUCGGUCCAGGUCGCCGGAUUGAUUUGUAGAUCCUUAGGUGAGGUCUGCAGGCUGUCCUUUUAGCGUUGUUUUUGUCCGACCCCUCGGCCGUCACCCGUAGCAACAUCACCGCAGAAGAGUCGUUUGGGUAGUCGCUCGUCGUCCACCCUCACGAGGUAGCCGUUCCAUCGCAGCUUUAAUUGCUUCAGCGUGACAUGGAUGCUGAGGAUUUCGGUCCGUCCCAGAACCAGGAUCUGCUCUGUUAUUUUGGCUUUAUUAUUCUCCGGAUACAGCCGAGGCGGAAGUGACUGAGCUUCCUAGCUUGGUUGGCGUAGCCAGUCAAUGUUUCCGUCAGGACUACCGUCUUGAACAUUUUGAAGUUCGUAUUGCGUCAGAGUGCGUGGCGGUCCCAGGCGGAGGCCAGCAGCCCGCCAAAGGUCUGGCUGACUUUAGAGAUUCAGUUGACCAUUUCGUCGUCUAUUUCGAUUCCACGUGAGAAUGUACUUCCUGAAUAGGCGAAAUUGUCAACGUAUUUGAGUUGCGUGUCGUCGGCAGGAACGUUGUAUUCAGUGUUGGGUGCCAGUCAAUGCAUGACUGUUCUUUUGUCGUGUCGAGACGCUCAAAAAACAACCUGGACCGUGAUUUUCUGAGUACCGAAUUGUUCUAUAGUUUAUUAUCUAUAUGCACGCUUUUCUGACGCAAAGAUUUGCCCGGUCCUGCUUUAUGCAGCGCACUGUGCUUGAUCUCGGAAAACUGAAAUAGCAGCGCAAGUUGUCUGCACGUAUAGCUUCUAAUAAACGUGUAAUUUUUUCGCAAACGCCCUCGCUAUUGUGGAUUCGCCAUUUCUCCAAGCAAUUUUUGGUUUCUUCACUGACGUUUCAUCAAUUUUCAGCCAUAUCUUUGAGAUAUCUCUUUGCUUUCAUCUAUGAGCGCUUUCGAAAAAAGCUACAGACACUGGAAUGACCAUUUCUGGCUUACUGGUCGUCGCCAGUCAACGAUACCCGAACCCUAGUUAUUGACACAUUUAGGGUUUACGGCCGUUUCCAGUGAUCCGUUUGCGCCAGAACUGAGACGUCUUUUCUGUCCACUACGCACCUAUGUCCUUCAGUCAGGGCAGACUAGUAUACACAACGGGCGUGGUAGAAGGCCGCUCACCGAUCGUGCUAGGGAACUCACUCGUCCCGUUGUGCCUUGGAACUCUCUCUCUCUCUCUCAAGCCCCGACAACGGCCGGACAGCGGAGCGUGAUAUAGGCAGAAUAGCGCUACCGACGAGUCCCCUUUGUCGGUAAUCCUAUUCUGCCUACAACGAGCGUGUGUGUCUCUGCUGCAUAUUUGCAUAACUCGUUUCCCCUCCAUAAGCAACAUCAUACCGGCACUUGGAAAUAUACCAUCUGAAGAGUACUUCGCCAAUUGUUUUACUGCCGAGAGAUUAGCUAAUUAGCUUCGAAGUAGACGUAGUGUACAUCGAUCUCCGCAAAGUUUUUGGCGGCGUUCCACAUCAGCGCGUCUUUCAUAAAUUGGGCGUUUUUGGCAUCAGGAGAAACCUUCUGAAGUGGAUAAGGGCAUUUAUGGCUGGUUGGAAACAACUCGUCUGCGCCAGAGGAGAUAAAUCGAACUGGACGUAUGUGACUAGUAAUAUUUUUUAGAGCCCAGCUCUCAGGUCCUUGCUGUUGAUUCGUUAUGUUAAUGACAGUCGUGGGGAACUUUACUGCUGUAAGACCAUGUUUGCCGAUGACCCUUGCAAGUCACUAGGUGUCCGAAUGACCGGAAAACCCCUCAAAAUCGUGUGCACUGACUGCAAACGGGGUCUGAGAAAUGGCUUCUGAGUCUCAAUGUGCAAAAGUGUGCCGUCCUCCAGGCAUGUUGCCUGAAAGGCAUUUUAUUUCGCAAAAGGAUAUCUGUGUCCGGAUAAAGAACAAUCUGAAACCUUCAUUGCAAUUGAAUCAAGGCUGCAAAAACGCCACAGAAGCACUGCACGCUAUCAAACGUACGUUUUUGACUUUCGACAAACACCUUCAGCGCCGUCCACCUCACCUGGCAUAUAGGCUUGGCGACCAUGGCUGUCAAAGGACAAAAUAUGCCUCAAUAGACUCCAACGACGUGCAGCAAAGCUAAUAAAAGAUCUAAAUUAUCAGUCUUAUUUAGAAAGACUGGAAUCUGUUAAUAUAUUCCAUGUGUGUUACAGAGAGCAAAGUUUACAAGAUAAUACACGUUCUUGAACAACGAAUGCACUUUGAGGACAUACCUCACUGUCACCUUUCGCUUCAUCCUCGUGCAAACUCAAUGAAGCUACACACAGGAAUGUUCAGACGGAAAUUUCGCUCUGAAUUCUUCACGCAACAGACGAUAGAACAGUGGAAUGAUUUUCCCCAAUCAGUUGUGGAGGCGACUUCCCUGCAGCUCUUCAGAAGACUCUUGGACGGUGCACAACGGAACGAGUGAGUUCCUUAAGAACGAUCGGUGAGCGCCCCUCUACCAUGGUAUACUCUCGAUCUAAACCUACAGGAUAACGAGCCCGUGGCUCAGUGGUUAGAGGCGUUGGACUUCGAGCCCCAGGUGUUCCAUACCUUGGGAUUGGGUAUAACUGGCUGAUGGCUGCUUAUAGUCCGGUAAUAACAUUCUGCCUAUAUGUACCUUGUUUUCCCUCGACACUCUAUACCUGAACUAUAUACCAAGUCUAGUCGGGGCGAAAGUUUGUUUAAAGAACAAUGCUACUUUUUCCGCGAAUAUUACUUUAAUAGUGAAAGUUCUUCAGAAUGCGUGUAUAGCUGUAUAAAACACACCGGUAUUUAAACAAUACUCCCUUAAAGACUUUGUCUAUUACUCACAAAAAGUAAACUAAAAUAAUACGUAGACGUCUCUCAGGAUUUGUUUAGGAUUUCGAGGUUGUAGUUGCCCGAUUCUUAUAAAGCCGAUAACAGUUUAUAGGCGGUCAAGCAGUUAAAUGUUCCGACAAUUCAUACUAACUGUGAAUAACCUGUUUGAAGCGUGGGCCAACUCUACUAGUAUCGUUUUGUAUUUCUUGCUUUUUCCCGCCGGCGGAUUUUCUAGCCUUAUUAGUUGGAGGUCAGCUCACCCUCGUGGUAAUUAUGGCUUUGUUGAACUUCCAAGGUGUUUUCCAACCCCAGUUGCCUGCGUCCUCGUUCAGUAGAACCUGUUCUUUUUUGUCAGCUCUCGAAAAGCCGCCUCAUCCGCGAUCACCAGUGCAACAACCUCGUUGAGAGUGAACAUUCACCAGCGAACCUUCAGCGUGCUCGGAAUAUUUGGACGCCAGCCCUCCUCUCCUCACGAGCUUACCUCACCACCUGCUCACCGGUCUCCUAUCUGGCCAUGCUUCAGGACAUUCGAGCCUCAUACAUACAUUGGGUUCGUUUUAGCAACUUAUCCGACGUCCCAGUACGAGGGGCGAAAUUGCGUUAUUGCAAGAUGUACAUGGUUUUUGUCAGACAUUCAGUUUCUAACCGUUUUUUUCUCUAAGCCGUCCUCAUUCUGACGCUGGAGAAGGCUCUAGCACAUCCUCCAUCAGCCAGUUCCUUUUUCGCCAACUUAACUCAUUGUUGAUAGCCAAAAAGGUGGCACUGCGUAUCUACAGCAGGUGCCGCAUCUCGUUAAACGUCGACAGGUAUGUUGACAUACGCUUUCAAAUGGGAAGGUUGCUUAGCUCAGACCGUAUGGGAUGCAUUCCUUUGUUAAUUCAUGCAUGCCGACUUGUGGUUAAAAAUCAUUCCAACGCUCUAGAUCGAGCCGAAAGCACAACAGAAUGAGCCUGUCCCGGUGAACGCACCUCCGACAUAGUUAAUAUUCCCAAUCGCAACGGAAAUGACAAAGAUCCCCCGGCUCAAUUGGUCGAACGUUGCACUUUAUGACGUGCGAUGACCAAAGAACACGGGAUCGAGGCUCAGGUGCCCCAAGGACCUUGGCCUUGGUGGGGUCAACUGACGACGUCAAUUAAGCCAGAAAUGGCCACCGCAGUCUCCCCUGUCUGUCGGAACUCCCUCUAUCAUAUGCUAUUAGUCGCUGUGCGACUGCCUACGGGACUUGAGAUUGAGCCCCGAGCCAUCACAGGAGGAGUAGGUCCCGUAGCACGAUCAGUAAGCGCCCUCUGCCAUGUUGGAUACCUCGUACAAAAGUCUUGGUGGAGAGGGGGAAGAGACGAGAGCCAAUCAGAACAGACUGGCACAACACACGGCGGUCGCUUACUGGCAAACGCCAAGCGACUGCACCUAUAAUUUUAACUGUUUUUAGUGCAUUUUUUCUGCGUCUGACCACGACCAAGGGAACCGGCGUUGAAAAUUUACACAAUAAGGUGUUUCCCCAAAGAACGUAUCUAGCUUCAGCAUAUAUUUCUUGGGAUGUCUACCAUCCAAUACACAUAUAUGUUGUAGGGAAGAAGUGGUAUGCAUAUAUGUAUAUGUAGGAAAGGGGUACAGACAAGGAUAAGGGAGACUAGAAUGGUCAUUUAUGACCCAUUAGCUGCCAUCAACCAAAAAUAUCAAACCCUGGGUUUGUAACCCGUGAGACAAGAACUCGCUCUCUAGCCACUGAGCCGUGGGCUCGUUCUCUUGUCAAUUGAGAUCGGGUAUAUGUUAACUGUGGUAGAGGACUGCGGCCCGCUUUCAAUUUGCUUUUAAAUCGGCCAGAAACUGGAAAAAUGCAAAUUCACGUGCUGUGGACCUUACGGUCGCUUACUGCAGCCUUACAAUCUGUUUCGCGUAAUCAAAAAGACUUCCACAAACCUUUUUGCCUUUGUUCGAGUUUACGCCUGCCGAUGCCCCUCUCAAGACUGAACUCAUCCUGCCUCCGCUUUAGGCUCUGGUGCCCAUAGACAGUGGCGAAUCUGCAUUAGGAAACAUGGCCAAUACCGGACAGUCGGAGAGGGGUCAGUCGUUGACCAGACCCGAGGCCCUCCUGGCAAAUCAACUUUGUGGGCAAUGCCAUUCCUACUUCGACGUUUCCGACUGGCAAGAGGCUCCAGUAGACGAAGGUGGUUGUUGGCACCCAACCAGCAAUCAUCCUCUCCUUGCACACAUGGAGGAGGUUGUUUUCGAUGUAAGUGCGGCCAGUGUUUUUUUUCUUCUUAACGGGAAGCGUCAAAGUUACUUGCAAGCGACAUAAAACACACUCCGCCUUUUUGAUGGAAACAUUUCUACCAGACUCGUAGGCGUGUGAUGCCGAUUGACACCCACGCCAAUUUUACACUCCCAGGUCAGGCGUGACAGAGUCAAGAGAACCGCCUUGAUUUGGUGAGACUUCACAAGUUUAAAGUUCAGUUCAAUAGGUGCGAUCUGCGUAGCCCAUUCAUGCACCAAGGUCACGUUAAUCUGUUGACCCGUGAGCUCCGUGGGAGCUUGUGUCCCACGGGGUGGGUGCCUUGUGCGUGAAUUAGUUUAUGGUGGGGUAGACUUAUACAAGGUAUAUAGAACUCUCCUGGCUCAGAUGACAAGACGACCGGAUGCGGGCUUGAGCGCAGUGCUUGACAAAGCUAAGUAGUCCGUCUACGCGUGCCCCACACAAGACGUGAUCCCCACAGCUCGUACCAUACUCGGAUAUCACAUCGGUUAGGGGUCACUUCAGCCUGACUUCCAGCCCUGUCGGUUGGCAGUCUUCCGCGCCAAGGUUCAAGCACUUCAGAAUUGUUAUAAGGCAGAAUGCGCCGAUGUGCCGUAGGGAUAGAUUACCCGGUUUCAACCUCGCUUUCUCCCCCAUCCAUCCCCCAUGCCCCAUUGAACUUCCGAGACUGUCAAACAUCUGAUGCAAGGGUAGGGCACAGUGACCGAUGCGUCGGGGAGGCCUACGUCUGGGCGUGUCAAUACACAUCCCCCCACCCAUGUACGACGAGUGUUAUAGGCCCGCACAGAAUCUGUUCUGCCUGACUAACGCGCGUCGUGGGCCAAACUGAGCCCAACUUUUGGUCCGGCGCUUCUGCAGGGCAGCUCAUUAUGGGGACCACAUGACGCUAACGAAAAUGUCCACAGCAGUGUUGGGGCGCGGGGACGGCGAAUUGCGCGUGAAUUAGUUUGUAGUAGUAGAAGUAGUAGUAGUAGUAGUAGUAGUAGUAGUAGUAGUAGUAGUAGUAGUAGUGCCGUUGACAGAUAAAGUUAAACACCCCGUCUGUGCAUGCCAAACAUGGCCUGGUCCGUACACGAUGGACCAGGAUUUCACAAAAGGCAGGGGGGGGGGUGGACGUCUCGGAUCCCAAUUGACUGGGAUUCCCAUAGAGGCCACGUUAAGGAGCCAUUGCAGGUCUGUCUCUCCCACUGGAGGAGAGGACGGAAUUAUCCCGUCAGUUGGCAGCCCUCCAAGCCACAGAUUUAAUUGCACCGAGUUAGUUUAAAAGGGCGUCAGAUUUUUGGAAUAUGCGCUGGGUGCCGUAUGAACGCAGUCCCACAUUUUCUUCCUUCCCCCGAACCCCAGUCCACUGUCUAAGUCGGUCAGCCAUCUGAUGCGGGGACUGGGCGCAGGCGGUUGGCUCAGCGCGAGCCUGCGCCUGGGCGUGCCAUCACACUCUACGGUGCCGCAUACAUGUACUACCGCGUGUAGACAGACCAGCCGGACUGCGGCUCUUUGAAGACAUCGACCAAAACCUAAAUUGACUUUAAUCACUUUAGCCUCCACGAUUGAAAGUAACCCCCUGGAAGGGUGAUAUCUGAAGACAGACCCAUUACAACUUUGUUGCCUAAACAUGCGUCACUUAGUCAGUGUUUUGAUCUAUAGUUGGGGAAUUGCUCAGUCUAACAGCCGAUGUUUUCGAUCGGAGUGCACACGGGAUCAUGCAAGCAUCGGGGAUGAAAACGACCGCAAACGUAAGGUACAUGGCUUGUGGGAAAGUAUUUCAGAACAGUCUUUAUUGCUGUUUAAGAGAAAUGAAUCGUUGUGAUAUACGGGGACUUCAGGAAUUCCAUUGUCGUCGCCUACUUUAAGUGUUCCAUACGGUUGAACGUUGACUAUACCUCCCUUCCGGACUACCUGCUAGAGACUGUCUAGCAGAGAUUUGGGGCAACAACAAGAUCUGCCAAAAAGGUGAAAAAGUCUUCUGAUUAUGUGUGUGCUGUUUACUAUCCCUUCUGUUUUUGAACUGGUACCUGCGGGUAGCUAGACCUCGUUUCAAGAGAGCAAUGGAAGCCUCAAAUGCUCACUUCCGACUAAUUAGCCGUCGUCAGCCAUCCACGCUCAAACCUCAAGUCUGUAGAACGUUGGAUUUUAACUCAGACUUUUGGAUUAUCGCUCAUGAAGUAUAGCGCCCUAAGACUGAGUCACUGGAUUGGCAUCUUUUUACCUGCAAUCCGCAAUAUUGGUUCCUGCGGAGUUGGCACUCCCCUGAUCCGAUUCUAUUAAGGAAAGUGCUUGUUCUUUGACAUGGGGCUCUAUCAGAGGCCCUCGCAUGCGGUGGCUUGACGACAAAAAAAUUCAAGUAGAAAGAAUACCAACAGACGGAAGGAAGACUGUAAUGUCUACUUCCGGUCUAUUGAUCGUCGUCAGCCAACCCUGUCGGUAAUCCUUCCAGUUGCAUUGCUUGUCGCUACGCGACCGCCCACAGAGACGGUUGAUAAAGCUCCGGGACAUAGACAACGGGCAUGUUCCUUGAUGCUUUUUCUUCAAGGUAUUUCCAUGCCUUGACUACAAGUCUGUGCGUUUUGUUUUGCAUGCAUAGUCAGUUUUUUGAACACUUUGGAACACAGCGUUUCAGCAGUUAUAGCGAGCGAUUCCGUGAACAUCGAAGACAAUAACGUCUGGAUACAAGACUUACAUCCCUGUCGAACUUGGUCCUGGUCGGCUUCGGCGACUAGAUUGUCAUCUGUUUAACUAAAACGGACCUAAAGUUCACGAAUCUAGUCGCAACCGUUUUCUUCCAGUCUUCUAUCAAGAAAACGUGGUUUGGCAAAUGUUCUAGACUUUUUUCCCUCCGAUUACCUUUUUACCGACCAACGCAGGAUCCUUCUGGAUUUUGGCCACUAUUCGAACUUUUGUGCAUUGCAAAUUCAGGUUUUUCUGACUUUUCUAAUUUUUACUCCGGUAGAAGAUUCUCCCAUAACACCGAAAUUUCAAUUCUUUUACCGUGCCUGCUCUUCCAGCUUUGUGACGAGGAUGGAGAUGAUGAUCCCCCUGAGCGUUUUCUCUUUGUUUCCCCCCUCGAGCCUGAAUGGCUGCUCGUCUACGAUAUGCUGCCUGGAAAGGGUGCUCGCCCAGUGUCUAAGUUAGACGAUUGGAGCUCUCCACUGCGGCAUACCGGCCAGCGUAAUCCCGUUGCUCUGAUUGACCUCGCCACAGGCAGGCAGCACGACCCCGAGGAGCCCUGUUAUCGAACGCGGGUUGCCGCCCUCACGGCCACCUGUCCCAGUCAGCACGCCGAUCCCGAGGACAUGGCCUCGGCCGAUGCCUCAACCUCUCUCUAUGAGCUCAAUAACUCGCUGGCGGUUGUUCAUGGCCGCAGUUUGACGCAUUUCACCGACCCACAGGGUGGUUACAGCAUACAUUUAUAA
Messenger RNA from Spirometra erinaceieuropaei, 21366 nucleotides. NCBI's taxonomy places the organism in Eukaryota, Metazoa, Platyhelminthes, Cestoda, Diphyllobothriidea, Diphyllobothriidae. The record is from the annotation of a GenBank genome assembly.